Coprinopsis cinerea okayama7#130 is the source of this 3462-nucleotide messenger RNA. RefSeq lists its product as hypothetical. NCBI's taxonomy places the organism in Eukaryota, Fungi, Basidiomycota, Agaricomycetes, Agaricales, Psathyrellaceae. Gene Ontology annotation, cellular component: core mediator complex; mediator complex. Gene Ontology annotation, molecular function: transcription coregulator activity. The transcript has 16 exons. Bases 1 to 3231 code for a protein of 1076 amino acids. Gene Ontology annotation, biological process: regulation of transcription by RNA polymerase II. The record is from RefSeq and is a predicted model, not a curated record.
AUGGCCGAAACACUGCCUUCUAUGUCAGACGCUGUGCGAAAGAGGACAAUUGCAGACUGGGUUGUGAAGACGAAAAAGCAGGUCGUGAAGCUCUACGCUGUUGUCAAAUGGUCCCGCGAUGCAGAGACGGUGCAAAAAUGCAUGAACAUUAUCGGCUUUAUUCUCCUUCAAAAUAGAGAAUUCGGUUUUGCAACGCAGGGACUUCUCGACAUCAAGGAGGAGCUGGAUCCUAACCGUGUACGCAACCACGAUCUGUUGACCUCUUUGGAUGUCCUCACGACUGGAUCAUACCUUCGCCUGCCUUCUUGUAUCAAAAAACUCGUGGUGCCCCCGACGCCUCUCAAUGAUGAACAAGUCAAGAAGACCCUGGUGGAUAUGGAGAGCGCGAUACUAUACCGUUUGCGAAUGACAGAGAUUAUCCCAGUGGAGAUGUCAAGAUAUAAGAUUGCUGACGGUCGAGUCCAUUUCACCGUCCCAAAAUUGUUCGAGGCAUCACUCUGCCUCCAGGGUCCAACUUCCUCAGCCGGUUGGUUCUUCGUACAUGUGGAGUUCUUGAUCAACGUCGGUGGCGAUUUGUCUGGCCUUCAAGAGUUUCCGCGGAUUCCACCCGGAAUUAUCAAGCGACACAUAACGGAUGAGGCAGACUUUCGUUUAUCCUACUAUAUCUUCCAAGACAUGGACCCCGAACGACCAAAGUUGCCCGAGAAUGUAGUGGAUACUCCUCUGAUACGACUUUACAACUUCCUUCGUAACAUCCACCUUUCAACAGUCUUUGCACAUUCUACUGAACGAGUUUCUGUGGCACAGGCCGGACGAAUGCGAACCCUUGGCUGGGGUGAAUAUCUUUCCGUCAAUAUGUCGGCCGACCGAAAGACGCUGAAAGUGUCGUACUGGCUUCGGCCCCCGCCUCCAGCCAACCAGCCGCGACCUCGAACAAAGCAACCGCCGCAUGGCGGGUCUCUGACUAUCGCUAUUGAAACCGUCGAUCCGCAUUCUUCGAGAACGCCAAAGGAGCACGUCAUGGCCCGUCUUCAGCAAGAGCUCAAGCUGGGGAAUGCAAAACCGUCUGAUACAAUUGAGAAGAUGAGACUUCGCGUUACUUGGGAGCCAUCGCAAGGCGUCCUUGGAGUAGACGUGGCCCAAUCUGAAGUUAACUUCCAUCCGAGUGAACUGGAGAUUGAUGCGGACAAUCUCGACUUCGAGUCGCUUUUGCUCAAAGUCAUUGACAAGCAUGUGACGGCGAUUCUCAAGGCCCUGACAUUCAAGCUACAGCAUGACCCGAACGGGGAGUUCUCUGCUCCGGGGGUUGUCACAGCAGAAAAGGAUACACUUUCUGUUCGUCUAUGUGCUGACGAAGUUGUGACCAUCAACAUCGACUCGCGUACGGGGCGUAUAAACCUCCGAGACACCAACGGCCUUGUGGUUGCAGGAAGGGCUCCUCGAUUCUACUUCGUUGCCCUUACAAUCAACCAGGCACCGGAGCUUCUCAUCGACCGACUGAAGCAAAAGGCCCAAAUCCUCGGACUUCAAUACUACAAGAGCCGCAACUUUACAAGUCAAGGGUUGGACAGGCUCGGAAAAUGUCGCGGCAUGCUUUUCAUCUUGGUGUCCAAAUCUCAGCAAGCGCAAGCCCUGCACAUCCGUGCCCAGGUUGAACAUUACCUCGUGCUGGUGGUUAAGACAAAGGGUUUCUCUUACGCCUUGAUCACUGCCAGCGCAAAUCCUUCAGAUCCGCUGGCCCCACUCAAAGUGGACGACGUCGCCUACCUCGACUAUGACCGAUUACCUUUCGCCAAUUCGGAGACGGGCGCCCCUAUCGCACCGGCGACACCUGUCAAUAUCUACGAAUGGAUUGCCAAUGACUUUGGUGCUUCUACCGGGUUCGAUCUGACAACUCAGAUGCUGAAGGAGCUGUUCCGCUAUUGCUGUGCCCGUGUUGCAUACAUGACUGUCGAAAAGCAGCUCAAGGUUCGCGGGAUUCCUUUCAAGAGAGUCGCUCCGACUUCUGGCAUCCCUCUCUCUCCCGAGCUGGCAAAGAUGCAAUCGCCUCUCGCCCGUUCCGUUCCCGCACUUUGCGUGCAGGCCACGCACAUUUUAUCUGGAGCACCCGCUGCGGAAGCUGCUAUGCCCAACAUUCGCGUGAUCCCCAUAAAUUGGUGGUCGUCGCAUGAGAAUGUCCAGGUCAUAACCUGCGUCAAACUCAAGUAUGUCCAACAACCGUUCGGGAAGAGGGCAGGAGGCGGUAGCAGUGUCAUUCGCCCUUCCAAGCGGAUUAUUUAUGACACAAAGGAGGCGGUGGUUUCGUUCCUAUCUGAAAAUGUGGACACCUGUGUCGACGAAUUUUUGGAAGAGUGGGCACGGGUUUCAAAAAUGGUUGUCAUCGCCCGUGAAAUUGCCAAGAUGUCGAAGGAGAGAGGGUGGAAAGAUAUCAAGCUACUAUCCUUUGACCUACAGACCGUGGAAUUUGCUUACGCUCCAGGAUAUUCUGUUUCCAUCACCUGUGAAAACCAACUAUCAAUAAUAGGCGGCAAGUUCGAUCUUCGAUUCACAAGACAUGGAGACGAUGAUCAGCAGGAUACUUUCAACCCGCACGAUGACGCUGAGCCCUACCUCAGCAACAUUCUUCACCAUGGGCAUAACCGUCUCGCUUCGGCCUUGGAGAGUUUAGUUCGUAUCUUGACUGAUACUCUUCCUAUUGCCGUCGAGUUGGAGAGCAUCAGGAAGGAGAGUAUGGAGAGUGGGUUCUUUGUCGAUACAUUUGCCAAAGCUUCUGGGUGGUAUCGUAUACUGUAUCCAGAUCUCAAACAUGCUCUGGAUUUCCGGGUAUUGAGGGACCAUCGAGUGGCCAUUGUUGAUGCCUCACAUCCUCUUCACAAACCUGCAAGGCCUGCUGAGCCGCCAACACCCCCUCCAUCUGACUCGAUGAAUACGGAUCCACCGGAGCCUUCUUCGUCCACCGCAACCGUAUCAGCAUCCACUUCGACAUCCACCUCGCUCAGCGCCUCGAGCUCGCAAUCCGGGAACGCCAAGGGGUCUUACUCGCCCGGCCUUCAGCCAUUACCUGGAUUCGCCGAGAUCGUCAAGGAAGCUGUCGCCGCCACCUUGAAAGAGCAAAAGGGCAUAAAGUAUUUGGUCAACAUCGACGUGGGCGUUGUCUGCGAGACCUCAAUCGCGAGACUGAUCGCUCGGAAACUUCAUGAAAAGGUGGCUGAGAAGCUAAAGGCUUCAUAGCCCACCCCAUGCUGUUUGCUUGCCUGACUAACCCGCUUGCGCUUUCUUAGCUACCAUGUCAUAUGUACGAAACUGACGGCUUUCUGCUUUGCAACUUGUUGUCAUAUAUCCUGUUUUGUCGGUGUUCCUUGUAUAUCGUAACAUCAUCAUCCCAUUCAUCGCUAUACCCUCUAGAGCAUUUAUUUUAUUGUACCAUACGCGACUUUUGCAUAAUACCAAGUGUUUGAGAUG